Molecule: messenger RNA, 2678 nt
Organism: Neopelma chrysocephalum (saffron-crested tyrant-manakin)
Lineage: Eukaryota; Metazoa; Chordata; Aves; Passeriformes; Pipridae
Product: rac GTPase-activating protein 1-like
Exons: 16
Coding region: 1-2463 (820 amino acids)
Biological process (GO): signal transduction
Source: RefSeq, a predicted model, not a curated record
AUGUCUCCCGCGCCCGGUGCUCCCGCCGACGCCCCUGCACCCCCGAGCACCCCGCACCCACUGCCCCUGCACUGCUCAAGUGCUCUCAUUAGGUACAUCCAGUGCCUGGGCAUCCUUCGCCCCCAAAGGCAACCCUCACCCUGCUCCGCACCCCUGCAGCCAGUCCUGCCUCCCGCACCCCGGGGCAUUCCACGCCUAGAGAUCCCGGGAACAUUCCCCCUCGCCGGCAGCAGCCGGGACGGCGGGUCGGGCCCGGUGGCGGCGGGAGGCGGAGGCGGGGCCGGGCCGGGCUCCACCCCGGCCCCCGGCCCACAUAGGCCGGCCGAGAGGGCCCCUCGCCCCCUGAGCCUGCGCCGUCCCGGGGGCGCACGGCCCAUCACGGUGGUCGGAGGAGAGCGUGGUGCAGAAGCUGCGGGUGGAUCCGGGGCAAGGGGUGCUGUGCUGCCUGACUGCGGGGUUCCUGUCCCGGGCGGCGGGAUGCUGCGGCAGCGCUGCGGGCGGCUCCUGGCCCGGCUGGAGCAGGGGCUGCAGCUUCUGGAGCUCGGCGGCAGCGUCGAGGAAGGUCUCCGUCGGGGUUUGGGGAAGCUUGCCCCGCUCCCGGCUGGCCACCCGCUGCUUUUGCCCCCAGACUACAUCCGGAUCGCUCGGUGCUUCGAGGCGACACGCCAGAGAUGCUGCCGGCUGGAGCAGGACGGGCGUCGUGCCCGCGAGAAGCUGGCCCGUGUGGAGGCCGAGCGGGCAGCGCUGGAGGUGAAGCUCAAGCACGCCCGAAACCAGGUGGAGGUGGAGAUGAAGAAGCGGCACCGGGCGGAGGCUGAGCUGGAGAAGCAGGAGCGCAAACUUCAGCUGGUCUUUGAGUCUCUGAUGCGGGAGCCAUGGGGCAAUGAAAUGCUGAGCAGGAACCAGUGCUCUGUUCUCAGCGCCCUGGCCGGCCGGCGCCUCGGGGCGACCCUGGCACCGGGCAGGAGGUCAUCUGCAGUGGACGAGUCGUGCCAGUCCCUCUUGUCCCACUCAGAUAUCAGCUAUGACCGCACCGAGGACGAUGUGGACGUUGAUAUGACGGUGGUGCGGACCCUGAAGCGGAAAGCCCCGGAGAGGCAGCAUGUGUCCCUGGCCCCUCAGAUUGGCCCUGUUGUGAUGGCAAAGCGGCACCGUUCUUCUGUGGUACCCCAUAAUGCUGCAAGUGUCCCCUCUAUGCCCCCUCCUGCUGAGGUCCCAGGCCCUGCUGGAAACCUCUUGCCCACUGCUUUGGUCCCACGCCGCCGGUCUUGCCAGGGACAUCGUGUCUCCAUGCGUGCAGGUCUCCCUCCACUACCUCCUCCCUCUGAAGAGCUGACCACGGCGUGCAGCACCAGUGAAGCUCAGGGCUGCCGUGCCCUGGGGCAGGAGAGCCACACUGAGGGUAGCUCAGUGGGGCAGCCAGCACCAGCCCCCUUCCCCUCACCUCCACAGAGCCUCCCACCAGUCCAGCACCAGUUCACAUCCAAAACGGUGAUCCGCCCUGAGCCAUGUGGUGUCUGUGGCUCCCGCAUCCGCUUUGGGAAGACUGCCAUCAAGUGCUGUCAGUGCCAGCUGCUGCUGCACACCAAGUGUCGGGAGCAGUGCCCCAACCCUUGUGCACCCCGGCCUCGCCACCAUACCUGGCCCUGUGAGGGUGUGCUGGCUGACUUCGCCCCCUCCACAAGGCCCCUGGUGCCCCUGCUGGUGGUUCAGUGUGUGACCGAGGUGGAGACACGAGGCUUGACAGAGACAGGGCUGUACCGGGUGCCGGGUACGGAGCAGCUGGUGCGGGAGUGGAAGAGGAGGCUGCUGCGGGCUGGGGGUGCGCUGCCUGCCCUCAGCAGUGUGACUGACAUCCACGUGGUGUGCGGCGUGCUCAAGGACUUUCUGCGGGGCCUCAAGGAACCACUGGUUACCUUCAGCCUCCACCCUGCCUUCCUGAGUGCUGCUGACAUCCUGGAUGAUGCUGCCUGUGACACAGCCCUGCGGCACGUGGUGAGCAAGCUGCCCCCAGCCAACAGGGACACCCUGGCCUUCCUUAUGCUGCACCUGCUCAAGGUGUCACGCAGCCCCAACUGCAAGAUGGACGUGCUCAACCUGUCCCGUGUGUUUGGCCCUACACUGGUAGGACACAGCUCAGCCAACCCCACACCACUCGCCAUCAUGGAGGACACACCGCGGCAGUGCAAGGUGGUGGCUCGUCUCCUCUCGCUGCCACCUGACUUCUGGAGAGGCUUUGUGGGGACAGAGCAGGAGAACCUGGUGCCGACGCCAGCCCCAGUGGGUGAACGUGAGUUGUUCUUCCACCCCAUUGUCUCUCCGGAACCCAAGGCAGGCCAGCUGAGCCCAGCCGGUACCUGCUGCCUCCCCAGCACCCUGCGGAGCUGCGUGGGCACGGCCACCCGGCCCCCGCAGGGGCCGGCCCCGAGGAAGGUGGGCCGGUUCUUCCCUUCUCCGGUGUAGCCUGCACCAGUGGCUCCCUGGGGACAAGGAGCUGGCACUGGAGGAGGAGCAAAGCCUGCAGCACCAGGCUGCCUGUGGGGUGGCAGUGCUGAGCUCGAAGCUCUGCUCUGCUUCCCUGGGGUGCUUCCUCGGGACUGGGGAGCAGAGCUGGCUCUGCCCAGCCAUGGUGGCAGGGAUGCUACCCCAGUGCUGUACUUUGUCAAGUUUCUAUUAAA